Molecule: messenger RNA, 2256 nt
Organism: Manis pentadactyla (Chinese pangolin)
Lineage: Eukaryota; Metazoa; Chordata; Mammalia; Pholidota; Manidae
Product: interferon-induced protein with tetratricopeptide repeats 1-like
Exons: 2
Coding region: 160-1563 (467 amino acids)
Biological process (GO): defense response to virus
Cellular component (GO): cytosol
Molecular function (GO): RNA binding; protein binding
Source: RefSeq, a predicted model, not a curated record
CACUCACAGGUUACAUCAGUAGCUGCUGUUUAUCUUCCUUAUUUAGCCCUGCCCUGAGGUUUAAACACUGAAAAUCUGCAAGACAGGCUGGCCAGAAUUCAGAGGAGCUCAUCCAGCUGAACAGAACACUGCAGAACUGCUGCCUGAUCCACAACCAUCAUGAGUGCAAAUGCUGAUGAGCUCAAAGCUAAACUUGGACAGUUGAGAUGUCACUUUACAUGGGAAUUGCUAAUUGUUGACAAUGAAAUGCCUGACUUAGAAAACAGGGUUUUGGAUGAGAUUGACUUCUUGGACAUCAAACACAAUGUGGGAAUACACAACCAACUGGCCUAUGUGAAACACCUGAAAGGCCAGAAUCAGGAAGCCCUGGCAAGCCUGAAGGAAGCUGAAGACUUAAUCCAGCAAGAACAUGCCAACCAAUCAGAUGUGAGAAGUCUGGUUACCUGGGGCAACUAUGCCUGGCUUUAUUACCACAUGGGCAGACUGGCAGAAGCCCAGACUUACCUAGACAAGGUGGAGAACACUUGCAAGAAGUUUGCAAAUCACUCCUGCUAUGGAAUAGAAUGUCCUCAGAUGGACUGUGAGGAAGGAUGGGCCUUGCUGAAAUGUGGAGGAAGGAAUUACGAACGGGCCAAGGCCUGCUUUGAAAAGGCUCUGGAGGCAGACCCAGAAAACCCUGAAUUCAGUGCUGGGUAUGCAAUCACCACCUAUCGCCUGGACGGCUUUAACAAAACCACCCAGGUUGAUGAGGCAUUUUGUCUGCCGGCCCUAAAACAGGCCAUCAGGCUAAAUCCAGAAGAUGUGUAUAUUAAAGCUCUCCUUGCCCUGAAGCUUCAGGAUAUAGGAAAAGAAGCUGAAGGAGAAAAGUACAUGGAAGAAGCACUGACCAACAUGUCCUCGCAGACCUAUGUCUUUCGAUAUGCAGCCAAGUUUUACCGAAGAAAAGGCUCUCUGGAGAAAGCUCUUCAACUCUUAAAAAUGGCUUUGAAGGCAACACCCUCCUCUGCCUUCCUGCAUCACCAGAUAGGGCUUUGCUACAGGGCACAAGUGAUCCAAAUAAAGAAAGCUACAAAGUGGCAGCCUAGAGGACAGGAUAGAGCAAAUAUCAACAGAUUGGUAAAAUUAGCCAUAUCUCAUUUUGAAUUUGCCCUGGAACAAAAGCCCACGUUUGUGGCUGUUUAUAUACACCUGGCAGGUAUGUACAAAGAAGCAGGCGACCACAGAAAAGCUGAAGAUAUUUAUCAAAAACUGUUUUGCAUGAAAUCACUUGAAAACAGACAUCUGCAAGAGUUACAUUUCCAGUAUGGCCAAUUCCAGGAAUUUCACAUGAAAUCUGAAGUUGAUGCAAUUAGCCAUUAUUUAAAAGCAGUAAAAAUAGAAGAGAAAUCAUAUACAAGGGAUAAAAGUAUCAGUUCUUUGGAGAAAUUGGCUUUAAGGAAACUUCGGAGAAAUGCAUUAGACACAGAAAGCUUGAGCAUCCUUGGGUUCAUCUACAGAUUGAAAGGAGAAAUGGAUAAAUCCCUGGAGUAUAUUGAGCAGGCUCUGAAGCUGGAGGCUGACUGAGAACUCUGUGGGACAUGAUCCCUUGGCACUGAAAUACGGACCACAUUUGCAUUUCAUUUGGUUUUAGGUUAACAUGUUAAUACGAAUCAUUUUUUAUGCUUGUUGCUUUCAGAAACAUGUAAUUCACUGUAGUGAUGUAAUUUUUGAACAAUUACUCAAACCUAAUAAAAUACUAGUAAAAUAGCUGUAAUCAGAAAAUAAUUAAAUAGAAUAUAUACAUCUCUAAGUGUGUGAAAGAGAAAGGGACCAUUUCUCUGUGAGUGUUAUAGUAGGAAAAAAACAGUAUGUUGAGUAGAUUUAUAGCAAAUAGAACACUGGACUCACAUAAAAUACAAUGUUUAAUUCACUUAUUUUUGUCAACAAAUCGUCUGCAGUGCUAGAUACCAAAAAUGAUAUGGUGAUGUAUGCAGUGAAAAAAAUCUUUUUUUUCUACUCAUCUUAGGUUCCCUGACUGAGGCCUCAUAAAUCAGGGACCCUUAGUUCCAAUGCAGUCCAGCUCUGACUGACACAGGACAGAUCAGCAAGAGAAAAACAGAAGUUCAUUAACCCACAUAUCACACAUUCACACAGGAGUACCCAGUGAUAAGUAACUCAAGGAGGUGGACCUUGGGUUUAUACAACAUCCUAACAAAUGAACAAUACAUUUUUAGAGUAGUGACAAGGCAAAGGAGUUUCUAGGGUAGCAAAUUGUAG